Molecule: messenger RNA, 4578 nt
Organism: Adineta steineri
Lineage: Eukaryota; Metazoa; Rotifera; Eurotatoria; Adinetida; Adinetidae
Source: the annotation of a GenBank genome assembly
AUGUAUAAUAUAUCAUUGCAAUAUGAUUGUUUAUAUUAUCAUAUACAUCAUGAAAAACUAGCAUAUCAAGGAUUAUCAAAUGUAAUUGAUGAUUUAAUUCCUUAUUGUUUUCGUCCAUUAAAUGAUAGUGAAAUAUUAAUUUUUACUUUUGAAAACCUACGUGAUCAUAAUUUUACUUUCGAAGAAUUACGUCUUCAUAAUAUAACAAGUCAACAACUUCUUUCCUGGUCUACUCCAAUUGAUCUUGUUGAACAAUAUCAAUUUUAUUUAAAUGAAUUAAAUAUUUCUCAAUCAUUAUUAUCAAAUGAAUUAUUUUAUAAUUGUACAAAACCAUGGUUUGGUCUUCAAUGUCAAUAUUCAUUUGAAUUUAGUGAAGAAAUGUCAAUGGAAAAAAUAAUUGAAAAUGAAUUUUCUCGAAAAACAUCCUAUACUGAAUCAACAAAUAUUUUACCAAAAAUUCCAUGUUAUGUUCAUCUUAAAUGUGAUCGUGGUGGAUCUUUAUUAUGCCUUGAUUGGCGUGAAAUAUGUGAUGGUCGUGUUGAUUGUCUUGAUGGUGGUCUUGAUGAAGCAUUUUGUUUCGAUAUGGAAUUAAAUGAAUGUAAUGAAAAUGAAUAUCGAUGUCAUAAUGGUUUAUGUAUUCCCGAAGAAUUUUGGGAAGAUGGUCAAGGUGAAGCAGAUUGUCUUGAUCGAUCCGAUGAAAUACCUGAUAUAUCAUAUUCAAGAUCUUGUUUUCAUGAUCCAACAUUUCGUUGUGAAGAACAUUCUUGUAGAACAAAUUGGCAUGAAUUUUCUUGUGGUGAUGGACAAUGUGUACAAAAAUUUGAUAAAUGUCAUAAUGGACGUCAUAUAUUACUGAAUGAAUUAAUGAAACUUCAAGGUAAUUUAUCAGAUCAAUGUUGGAUUGCAAUGAUUUGUCUUACACAACUUGUUACAGAAGUUAAUAAAAUCUCAUGUCAAAUAUGGUUAAACAAUGAUUUAAUCUUUGAAUAUCUUCAAACAUGUGAUGCGAUAUUUCAAUUUCCAAUUAAUCCUAUACAUUAUGGUCAUAUUCGUUUUAUAUAUGAUAAACCAUAUUUAAGAUUAAAUCGAACUUCUUUUAUGUUACCAGAUUAUAUUUGUUUUGAUGAUAAAUUAUGUGAUUGUAUAAUACCAACUUAUUAUUAUAAUAAUCUUACUUGUAUACAUACAUAUGAAUUAGAAAUGGAAUUAGAUAUUUCUGGACAUCCAUGGAUUGAUAUUAUUUUAGAAAUAAAUUCUCAUUUUUCAUCUUGUUCAAUUACACAUAGAUUUAUUCAAUAUUUAAAUAAUAAUUCAUUAAUUUAUAAUUGUCAAAAUUCAUCGAAAUUAAUUUCAAAAUCUCGUCUUAUUGAUGAAAAUAAAGAUUGUUGUAUGAAUGAUGAUGAAAAUUAUGAAUCUAGUUGUUUACUUCAUGAUAAAUAUCGAAUACAAUGUCCAAAUCAAACAAAAUGUUUAUCAUCAUUACAAUCUAUACAUGAUUGUCCAGAUUAUGAAAAUCAAUAUAAUAAUAAUAUUCCAUUUCACAUUUUUUGUAAUGGUUUUAAAGAAUAUAUUUUUGAAGAUUUAAAUGGUCAGAUCUAUACAGAUGAAUCUGAAUGUAAUUAUUGGCCAUGUAAUAAUAUUCAUUCACGAUGUGAUGGUUAUUGGGCUUGUUCAAAUGGUGAAGAUGAAUAUAAUUGUAAUUAUAAUAUAUGUCCUUUUGGAACACAUCCAUGUAUAACAUCAAUGAAUUAUUCAUUCAUUUGUUUAUCUUCUGAUCGUGUUGGUGAUGAAAUUAUUGAUUGUCUUGGUGCUUCGGAUGAACUUUAUUUUUGUCGACAAUUAUAUUCAUUAAAAAAAGAUUAUGAACGUUUUCGUUGUUUAGAGAGUGAUUUAUGUUUAUCAAUAUUUGAUUUAUGUGAUAAUAUUCAAUCAUGUCCACUUGGUGAUGAUGAACAUUUUUGUAAAAACUCAAGAUUUAUAUGUCAAGAUAAUUUAUCUACAAAUUCUAGUUCAAUCGAAAAUAUUCUUUGUCAAUUAAGUGAAUAUAAAAGAACAAGAAUUAUUCAUUUUACAGUUCAUACAUCACUUGAUUAUCCACAAUCAAAAUUAUUUAUUAUUAUGAAUGAAACAAAUCUAUCGAUAAAACAACAAACAUAUUCACAUAUAAAAACUAUUGAAUCACAAAUAAAUUUUAAUCCAUGGACAUGGUAUUGUACUCGAGGACUUCCUAUUCGUAUUUGGUUAGGAAAUAAUAGUUAUAAAUCUGGAUGUAUAUGUCCACCGAGUUAUUAUGGUGAUUUAUGUCAAUAUCAAAAUGAAAGAAUAAGUCUUACAUUAGGAUUAAUUCGUGCUGAAAAACAUGAAAUUUAUACAGUUGUUAUAAUGUUAAUUGAUGAUAAUGAUGAACGUAAAGAAAUAAAUUCUUAUGAUCAAUUUGAUUAUAUGCCGAGUCAAAGUUGUGGAAUUAAAUUUAAUCGUUAUCUUCUAUACCCAACAAGACCAAAAGAUCGAACAAAAAAUUAUAGUAUACAUAUUGAUGUAUUUGAAAAAAAUACGAUGUUUUAUCGUGGAAGUUGGCAUUUAUUUAUACCUUUUCUUUUUUUACCUGUCAAUAGAUUAUUGAUUUCACUUGUUAUACCUUAUUAUAGAAUUUCAAAUUCAUUCGAUUGUAAGAAUAAAUGUUAUAAUGGUCAAUGUAUUAAAUAUAUAAAUAAAGAAAUACAUUUUUGUCGAUGUUUUUCUGAUUGGUCUGGUAUUCAAUGCAAUAUACCAAUAAAUUGUAAAAGUUGUUCAUCGGAUUCAAUAUGUGUAGGUUCAAUUAAUAAUCGUUCAAUAUGUAUUUGUCCUUUAACAAGAUUUGGGCCUCGAUGCCUUCUUACAUCAUCAUGUGCAAUUAAUGCAUGUCAAAAUAAUGGUCAAUGUAUUUCAGCUGAUUUAAGUAUUCCUAGUAGUGAUUAUAGUUGUAUUUGUCCUGAUCAAUUUUAUGGUAGUAGAUGUCAAUAUUUAAAAGCUAAACUCGAAAUUUCAUUAGAAAAUCUUGAUAUUCCAUCUUAUUUAAUGGCUUUUUUCUUUACAAUUUCGGAACAAUCAGAACCAAAAUCAACAAUUAUGCUUGAAAAACUAACUCUUUUUCAACAUACUGUUAUAUUUCGUAUUUCUACUCCAUAUCAUAUGGUUAUUAUUAAAUCAAAUGAUAAAUAUUAUUUAGCUGUUAUUCAACAAACUCCAAAAAUAGAUAUUUCAACAACAAUUAAUCCUAGUCGAGAAUGUAUUUCUAUUGAGAAAAUAUUUAAUUCUACACUUAUGGAAUUACCACGAUUUCAACGUAUUAAAUAUUAUCAUAUAUCAUGUCAAAUAAAUCAUCAUUUAAAUUGUUUUCUUGAUGAAGCUUAUUUAUGUUUAUGUACUCAUGAUCAUCAUGCAAAUUGUGUUGAAUUUCAUCGGGAAAAAAAUCUUCAAUGUUCAUCAACACAUUACUGUAAAAAUCAAGCACAAUGCUUUCAAGAUCAUCCUAAUUGUCCAUCUUCAAUUAUUUGUGUUUGUAAUGAAUGUUUUUUUGGUAGUCAAUGUCAAUUUUAUACCAAAGGUUUUGGUUUAACAUUGGAUGAAAUCUUAGGGUAUGAAAUCAAACCUAAUACAUUACUAUCAAAUCAAUCAUUUUCUGUUAAAUUAAGUGCUCUAAUAACAAUGGUGAUGUUUGUCAUUGGAAUAAUAAAUGGUAUAUUUUCAAUAUUUACAUUUAAAAAUAAAAUAUCUCAAGAAGUUGGUUGUGGAAUGUAUCUUCUUACAUCAUCGAUAACAUCCUUAUUAAUUGUAAUUUUAUUUACAUUAAAAUUUUGGUUUCUUAUACUUUCUUCUCAUGAUUUUUUUGCACAAAGAUUAAUACUUUAUUUCAAUUGUAUGUUAAUUGAACCAUUAUUAAAAAGUCUUUUAUGUAUAGAUAAUUGGUUAAAUGGUUGUGUAGCUGCUGAAAGAGCAACUGCUGUUUAUAAAGGAAUUUAUUUUAGUAAGAAAAAAAGUAAAUAUAUUGCUAAAUGGGUCAUAUUAAUUCUUAUUUUAAUUAAUUUCAUCCUUUUUAUUCCUCAAUUAUCAUAUUUACAUUUAUUUGAUGAUCAAAAGGAAGAACGUACAUGGUGUGUCGUUCUUUAUUCAUCAUCAUUAUAUAUUUAUAAUACAUUUAUUAUGUUUUUUCAUUUUUUUACACCAUUUUUAAUAAAUUUAUUUUCUGCAAUAUUUAUUAUAAUAACAACUGCUCGUCAACGUGCAACUACACAAAUUAAAUUUGUUUAUUUAAAACAAUUUAAAAAUAAAUUAAAACAACAUAAACAUCUUUUCAUAAGUCCAAUUAUUUUAAUUAUUUUAUCCUUACCUCGUCUUAUUAUUUCAUUUACAUUGGAUUGUAAGAAAUCAUCCGAAUAUUUUUGGUUAUAUCUUAUUGGUUAUUUUGUUUCAUUUAUGCCAUCUAUACUUGUAUUUGUAGUAUUUGUCUUACCAUCAGCCGUUUUUAGAAAAGGAUUUAAACAAGCAAUUGAUCGUGGUCAACGAUGGAUUUUAUUAUUCAAAAGAAAUUUCUAUUGA